GGGGUGGGUGGGAUAAUGGAUUGUGAAGUGAAUUAUAAAAUGUCAUCAAAUAUGAUGAAUAAAAAGAUUUGGAGUAUGUUGUUGUUAGUAGUGAUAUUAUGUGGUUGGGAGAUAAAAAUAGGGAAGGGAGAGGUGAGUGAAUCAGUUUGUAGAGAAGAAAGGAGGAUUGGUAAGAAAGCAUGUCUGCCUGUAUUGUUUGGAAGUAAUCCAUUAGCGGAAUGCUGUGAAAGAGUUAGAGUCACUCAUUUGGAAUGUUUUUGCCCAAUUCUUACUCCCAAAUUGGCUGCCAUUCUCAACCCACGCCGACUCAUUCGCAUUGCUAAAGGCUGCGGACGCACCAUUCCUCGCAACUUCAAGUGCGGAAGUAUUACCAUUCCACCUUAAUUCUGGGAUGCAUGUUUAAUUAAUUGUGAUAUUAGUACUAUGCUCUGCAUAAUUAUGGUAUUCAGUAAUAACUAAGGGAAACAUGUGUUGUAUUUCUUUUUGUUACUAUGGACCAUUUGGAAUAAGUCAUGGUUGUUAAGUAUUGUUUCUCAAUAUAUCAUAGUAUGAUGUUGUAUUGUACGUA
Messenger RNA from Solanum dulcamara, 568 nucleotides. RefSeq lists its product as uncharacterized. The record is from RefSeq and is a predicted model, not a curated record. The transcript is spliced from 2 exons. Bases 16 to 384 code for a protein of 122 amino acids. Lineage: Eukaryota; Viridiplantae; Streptophyta; Magnoliopsida; Solanales; Solanaceae.